AUGCGUGACAGAUUGCCAACAUACCAUUCGACCUCACUGAAGGCCGCACAUUUGGCUAGGUUUGACCAUGGGGAACUUCACGAGUCUGUUCUAAGCCUUACUCUGUCAUACAAUUCGAACUACAACAUGAUAUUCCCUCCUAUCAACGAUGUUCUGAUGACAUUGCAAUAUGUUCGGGAACUGGGCUUACCUGUUGAGACGAUAUCAAUCGCUCGCAGGAUACCACCUAUUGUGAAUCUCUCCUACGAAUUUCCUCUGGGGAAAUCGCGUCUUCGACUCAUACAUCAUCCCGAGAUUCUCCUUAUCGCCACUGUCGUGUUCACCGCCAUGCAAUACUUUCCGUUGGAAUCCACGCCAAUGCUCCAAGAUAACAACUACUUCUUGGUACCGAAUUUCCAGUGGGAAGAAUGGCAGGAUGUUAUGGCACCAGCCUUGGCUAACGAACCGACUACCUUGACACAUGAUUACUUGAGUGUCACAGCUUCGCAGAUCACAUCUAUGGAGCCUGCAGAUUUAGAUGAGUAUUUUACACAGCUAUCACUAUCCAACGAUGCGCAGUCGGAGGACAUAAUGUUGGCAAAAUACUUCCCAUCUGAUCAGCUACCGUCCAGUAAGCCACUAUUUGAGGACCUGGAAAACAACACUGUGGAAAGAUUAUGCAGAAUACAAGCCCAGGCCACCUCUUUCGUUAGUUCAACGUACCAAAAAAGACAGGGAGACACCAAUAUCCCAAAGGCCAUGAAUUACUCAUACAAAUCCGAGGAGGACCUGCCUCAAGCAGGCAAGGACUUCUUUCAGCUCGCAGCCCGACUUGCAGGGCUGUCGGUCCCAAUGCUGAUGCGGGCCGUCAACAUGCUCGAGACACACAUUGUGGCCUGGCAAAGAGAGCAACGCAGAGCGGCAAGUGAGCGGCGAGAACGUUCAAGCACGAGCAUGAGCAUGGAUCCAAUUGGCGAGCAAUCCUCGCAAAUUGUAUGA
Molecule: messenger RNA, 978 nt
Organism: Colletotrichum truncatum
Lineage: Eukaryota; Fungi; Ascomycota; Sordariomycetes; Glomerellales; Glomerellaceae
Biological process (GO): RNA polymerase I preinitiation complex assembly; nucleolar large rRNA transcription by RNA polymerase I
Cellular component (GO): RNA polymerase I core factor complex
Molecular function (GO): RNA polymerase I core promoter sequence-specific DNA binding
Source: RefSeq, a predicted model, not a curated record